CGUCCACAUUUUCAAGGCUUACAUCUAAACGAAACACCAGUCAGCAACAAGGAAACCUCGCAAGAGGGACACCCUUUACACGCACAAGAUCUCAUUAGCAUCGAUCAACACCUCCAUAUACCAGUCCAAAGAAAAACCAAGACCCAAAUGCCUACAGCGCUCAAGAAAAAUGACACAACCCUCUCAUCGCCGCCUAAUCCUCUCCAGCAUCUCUUUCUCUCCAACAUCCAAACCCCCAUCGAUAGCGAAGUAUCCUCCCACAUACCCGCAACCCCCGCUAUCUUUGACGCUUCCCAUAGUAUACUCUGAACACAGCCAUGUUGAGCCAACUAGUAUUUUGCCCCUUUCUUAGAGGCACAGAGGCGCAGAAGUCGGCCAUCUAGUAUACACGCGGAUAGUGCAAAGUCGCAGAUUGAAAGAAACAACGUUGACGGUUGACCACCAGACCCCACACACCCACAUACCCAACCGUCCCAUCUCCAAUCCCCAUCCGAACCCACGCCGUCUUUACAGCCAUCAGCCGCAGCAGCACGUUUCACAAUGCCGUUGGACUCAGGGGCGGGCCACACUGCCACAGCACAGAGAACACACGCGCCGUCAGGUGGCGGUGCGCUUCAGGAGUACAAACUCGUCGAGAACUUGAAAAAGAAG
Colletotrichum godetiae is the source of this 651-nucleotide messenger RNA. RefSeq lists its product as uncharacterized. Bases 170 to 352 code for a protein of 60 amino acids. Lineage: Eukaryota; Fungi; Ascomycota; Sordariomycetes; Glomerellales; Glomerellaceae. The record is from RefSeq and is a predicted model, not a curated record. The transcript has a single exon.